Balaenoptera ricei (Rice's whale) is the source of this 1126-nucleotide messenger RNA. RefSeq names its product nuclear casein kinase and cyclin dependent kinase substrate 1 (gene NUCKS1). NCBI's taxonomy places the organism in Eukaryota, Metazoa, Chordata, Mammalia, Artiodactyla, Balaenopteridae. Gene Ontology annotation, cellular component: cytoplasm. Bases 88 to 819 code for a protein of 243 amino acids. The record is from RefSeq and is a predicted model, not a curated record. Gene Ontology annotation, molecular function: single-stranded DNA binding; double-stranded DNA binding. Gene Ontology annotation, biological process: double-strand break repair via homologous recombination; interstrand cross-link repair. The transcript is spliced from 7 exons.
AAGUUGGGGGGGGUGGGGCGCCGAGCGCGCGGGGUGGGGGGGUCCUGGUCUUUGGCUUCUCGACUCGGUCCUGUUUCGACAGCGAACAUGUCUCGGCCUGUCAGAAAUAGGAAGGUCGUUGAUUAUUCACAAUUUCAGGAAUCUGAUGAUGCUGAUGAAGAUUAUGGAAGAGAUUCGGGCCCUCCAGCUAAGAAAAUUCGAUCAUCUCCCCGAGAAGCUAAAAAUAAGAGGCGAUCUGGAAAGAAUUCACAGGAAGAUAGUGAGGACUCAGAAGAAAAAGAUGUGAAGACCAAGAAGGAUGAUUCUCACUCAGCAGAGGACAGUGAAGAUGAAAAAGAAGAUCAUAAAAAUGUGCGCCAGCAACGGCAGGCAGCCUCUAAAGCAGCCUCUAAACAGAGGGAGAUGCUCAUGGAAGAUGUGGGCAGUGAAGAAGAACAAGAAGAAGAGGAUGAGGUGCCAUUCCAGGAGAAAGAUUCCGGCAGUGAUGAGGAUUUCCUAAUGGAAGACGAUGAUGAUAGUGACUAUGGCAGUUCAAAAAAGAAAAACAAAAAGAUGGUUAAGAAGUCCAAACCUGAGAGAAAAGAAAAGAAAAUGCCCAAACCCAGGCUAAAGGCCACAGUGACGCCAAGCCCUGUGAAAGGCAAAGGGAAAGUGGGUCGCCCCACAGCUUCAAAGGCAUCAAAGGAAAAGACUCCUUCUCCCAAAGAAGAUGACGAGGAACCAGAAAGCCCUCCUGAAAAGAAAACAUCUGCAAGCCCUCCACCUGAGAAAUCUGGGGAUGAAGGGUCUGAAGAUGAAGCCCAGUCUGGGGAGGAUUAAAAGUGAUGAUGGUUUGGGGAGAGAUUUUAUUAAAAAAAGAGAAAAAAAAAAGAAAAAAGAAAAAAAGAGGGGAAAAAAAAAGAAAACCUACUUAAGAUAGAAUAUGGUUUUGGCUAUGGCUUGACUCAUGGGCUUUCAAUGCUUUUUUUUUUCCUUUUGUUGAAAAAUAACAUUUUCUUCUUCUUCUUUUUUUUUUUUUUAAGAAAACCAUUGUAUGUUUAAUUUACCUUUUUUGUCUAUGGGUCUCUUUGUCGCGACCCCCUCUUCUCCCUCCUCCUCUUUCCCAAUGAAAGCCAUGUUAAAUUAA